Athalia rosae (coleseed sawfly) is the source of this 1579-nucleotide messenger RNA. RefSeq names its product regucalcin-like. Gene Ontology annotation, biological process: L-ascorbic acid biosynthetic process. Lineage: Eukaryota; Metazoa; Arthropoda; Insecta; Hymenoptera; Athaliidae. The transcript is spliced from 6 exons. The record is from RefSeq and is a predicted model, not a curated record. Bases 169 to 1233 code for a protein of 354 amino acids. Gene Ontology annotation, molecular function: calcium ion binding; gluconolactonase activity.
CGUUGAUUAAUGGAAGGCAAUUUGAGAAAACAAAAGAUAUACUCUUGAUUGCCAUCUAUUCUUCAGUCAGUUGAUAUAUAAAUGAUUUGGCAAAGGGACUUGCAAUGAGUCUUGAUCGCUUCAGAGGAUUGUGUUGUACCUGUGAACUUGAAAGACGUAAAAAACCUCAUGAUAAUGCGUGGAUUCCUUCCACUACUAUAUAUAUUGGGAUAUUCCUGGUGCUACCAAGUGGAACGAAUUACCGAGCCUCUUCUGCUGGGUGAAGGCCCACACUGGAAUGCACUGACACAGUUAUUAUACUUUGUUGACAUAACAAGUUGUACUAUUAAUGUGUACGAUCCAGCAACCGGUGUUCAUAAUUCUACUCAUAUAGAUGGAGGAGCUGUGACUUUCAUUGUUCCAAUAGCAGGAACAACAGACGAGUUUUUGGUUUCAACAGGAUUGGACAUAAGACAUGUUAUAUGGGAUGGACAGCAAGAUUCGAUUCCAAAAUCUGCAAUAAUUUACAGCGCACUGCAAGAUUCAGAUGGGAGUAGAUUCAAUGAUGGGAAGGUAGACCGAACUGGACGCCUGUGGGCUGGUACUAUGGGACCAGAGCCUAUACCUAAUGUGAUAACUGAACGAAGUGGAAAAUUAUAUCAAGUAUCACAACACUCAUCAAUAUCAACAGAACUAGAAAACAUUUUAAUUUCAAAUGGUUUAGCAUGGUCCGCUGAUGGGUCAAUCAUGUAUUACACGGACACUGGUGAUUCAACUAUUGAUUCAUUUGAUUUCGAUGCAACUGCUGAUCAUCCCUUGAGCAAUCGGCAAAGAAUAUUCAAUUUUACUGAGAAUGGAGUGACCGGAAACACUGAUGGUUUUGCAAUUGACACCGAUGGCAACCUGUGGCUAGCAAGCUAUGGCUCAUAUCAGGUAAUAGCUGUGAAUCCAAAAACCAGAACUCUACUUUUGACUAUCCCCAUAAAUGCUUCACAAGUUACAUCGGUAGCUUGGGGAGGGUCGGAGUUAAAUGAGUUAUAUGUAACCACAGCAAGAAAGGGUAUCACAGAGGAGGAACUUAAAAAUUACCCUGACAGCGGUGCAACUUAUAGAAUAACUGGGCUUGGAGCAAGAGGCUAUGCCGGGGAUAACUACAUUAUGUAUAAGGCAUCAUCCUAUUCAAAUUCAUGUUAUUUAUCAAAGUUCUUAAUAUCAGUAUAUAUGAUAAUCAUAUUUAAGCUUGGUUAUAGUUGAUGCUGUUCAAGGUAACAGAAACCUCAUUUACUACAGUAACUUAGUAGGCCAAGAAGACCAGUUCUGAGUUUCAGAUCUUGGUUCUGGAAAUUGAGUUUGAAAUUUAUGUGAUAUUGUUUUGUUAUGCGCUCCUGUAUACUGAAUAGAAUAGACGAAAAUGAUCAGUAAUUUUUAUCUUUAUGCAUUCAAUAAUACAGAUUAUGAUAUAUUCUCAAAGAUAUUCUAGACACAAUUGUCGUGGAGUAAUCAAUAAUUCAUGUACUUUAUUGAUAUAACAAUGUCAAGUGUCUACAACAUUUACAUUGUUUAAUUUAACAACAGGCAACAAUAUAAAAAAUUUUGAUUA